Messenger RNA from Amblyraja radiata (thorny skate), 552 nucleotides. Its product is annotated as E3 ubiquitin-protein ligase TRIM39-like. Bases 7 to 468 code for a protein of 153 amino acids. The transcript has a single exon. The record is from RefSeq and is a predicted model, not a curated record. NCBI's taxonomy places the organism in Eukaryota, Metazoa, Chordata, Chondrichthyes, Rajiformes, Rajidae. Gene Ontology annotation, molecular function: protein binding.
CGUGAGAUGGACCGGACCCGGAGGAGUCUCCCUGACACCGGGAAGAGGUUUACAGUCAAAGCGCGUGUGAUGGGAUCCGAGGGAUUCACAUCUGGGAGACAUUACUGGGAGGUGGAGCUGGCGGGGAGUCGGGAAUGGAGGCUGGGAGUCGCCGCAGAGUCUGUGGAGAGGAAGAGAGAUGUCACACCGACCCCGAAGACUGGAGUCUGGAGCAUCGGGCGGUGGGGUGACGUGUUUAAUGCAUCCGCCUCCCCUCCAUCCCCUCUCCCCGCCCGUCCCAUCCCCGGGAGGGUGGGAGUUUAUCUCAGUUACGAGUCCGGGACAGUUUCAUUUUACGACGCGGACACCAAGUCCAUUCUCCACACCUUCGCUGGGAAUAAAUUCACGGAGAAACUUUAUCCUUUGAUCGGUAUUGCGGAUGAAAACCAUUGGCUGAGAAUCUGCUCCGGUUCCGCUCCGGGUGUGUAAAAGGGUCGGGUCCCGGGACCGGCGUCAGGAGCGGGGCUCAGGGGCUGUGGGGUAGAAACCCGGUGGACAACAGGUCGGCGCUGA